Rhodamnia argentea is the source of this 750-nucleotide messenger RNA. Its product is annotated as protein NOI4. Lineage: Eukaryota; Viridiplantae; Streptophyta; Magnoliopsida; Myrtales; Myrtaceae. The record is from RefSeq and is a predicted model, not a curated record. The transcript has 2 exons. The coding region runs from base 90 to 350 and encodes 86 amino acids.
GUCUGAUCCAUUCUUGAAAAAUUUCUGAAGAAAAAUGAUUAGUGACUCGGGCUGCUCUGUUUUCAUGUUCAAGUUGAUCAAGUCGGGCGAUGGCAUUACACGUAUUGCUCGCAUUCAUGUUGGUCAUUUUGCAGCAGGAUCAGGGCCGGUCCUUGCCGAAAUUUGGCGAGUGGGACGUGAACAAUCCUGCUUCGGCUGAAGGAUUCACCGUCAUAUUCAGCAAGGCCAGGGACGAGAAGAAAUCCCCCAACGGAGCUGUCGGAAAUGGGGCCAUGUCGCAGAGAAACGACAAUGUGUCUAAGCCGGGAGGAGCGUAUCCUCCCAUGAAGAAACGGUGGUGCUGCUUCUGAGCCCUCUGUUUUAGCCAGACAAUUUAAGAUGUUUCGCAUGCGACAACAAUGCUCGUGGCAUUCGUAUCCGGCCUUAUGAUGGUGGUGCCGAGACACUCACUUAAGCCAUCCCUGUCUCGAUAGAAUUCUAUGUUAAUGUCGCUCGUUCUUGGAGAUUGAUUGUUCUGAAUGUUAUGUACAUAGGAAUGGAGAAAACAAUACAGCAAUCAUAGAAGAGCGGCGCCCCUCGCGAAUGUUCUUUUUGUACAGUCUCCAAAUCUUAGCUAGUCCUUUGGAGGAUUUUCAGAUGUUCACUUGUUUCAGCAAGGUUGUAUGCUGACUAAUUGUGCCGAUGCAUUUGCAUUCGAGACAAUCCUAAGCAUCAUUUUGCAAGAAGCAGUAAAUUGUGCCGAAUGUUUGA